Messenger RNA from Vavraia culicis subsp. floridensis, 1050 nucleotides. RefSeq lists its product as uncharacterized. The transcript has a single exon. NCBI's taxonomy places the organism in Eukaryota, Fungi, Microsporidia, Pleistophoridae. The record is from RefSeq and is a predicted model, not a curated record.
UUGUUAUGUGCCAACAUAGAUGGUGGAGAGGAUGAUGACGGUUCAGAAUAUGUGUACGCAGAAGAAGAACUUAGGUAUGAUCUUGAGCACUUACUGGAUGAACCUGAAGAACACUUGGAUCUCAGGUGUGCCCACAUUGUGGAACGUCUUCUCUUGUCAGAUUGUGAGACACUUUUGGAGAGGGCAACAAUGGAGAAAUACGAGAACUUGAAAACCUUCUAUCACGAGCUUUCAAAGACAAUACAAAUUGUCUACGAGGCAGAGAAGUUCAGCUUAUACUUUUCUGCUCAACAGGAAGAUAAUUCUGAGCCAAGAGAGAGAUUGAAAGUUUUUAUUGACAAAUCAAGCAUUGAAAAAGCAAAAGAUAUUUUAAAACGAUUCGACCGUGUGAAUUUGACAAUUGUUGUUCAUAAAUGGUCAAGAAAUUUAUCUGAUGUCAAUCUCGGUGAUAUAAUGCAGAAAUUUGAUUUUAUUACCGACCUGUAUCUUCUAUUUUUGACGCAUAUAUAUACAAGUGUGAACGGUAAAUCUUAUAACAUGUUACAGAAUUUUCUAAAUUUCGAAAAAUUUCCAAAAUUGCGAACACUUAAGGUGAAGCAUAUGUUUGUAACAGAUGAAUUCUUAGAGAAAGUGAGUAACAUGAAACUGGAAAGUCUGAUGUUUAUUGGAUGUACUUUUCUCACUUCCAAGGAUACUGUGCAAACUGUGCAACAAUGUAAACAAAUUGAGGUAGCUUUUGGAGAAUCAUAUGAGAAUAUCUGUUUCAAUAGGUGCAGGUGGUUUCGUCCUAUUCUAUCGCCUCUGGCACAUAAACAAACAAUAAUAAUCAAAGUCAAUCUAAAUAAGUGCGUAAAAUUACGCAAUCUGACGGUAAACACGGGUGAAUAUGCGAGUGUUAUGCUCAGUGACCAAAUAGUAAGGGGUCUAAGGUGUUUAUCACUAGGCGAAAAGAACCGUGAACUGCUGCUUUCGUCUUUUCAGUGUUAUGAUAUUAUACCAGAGUAUUUAUCAAUUGACAUUUUUGAUCUAAAGCUCGCUAUUAAGUUUUAA